Messenger RNA from Arachis stenosperma, 2586 nucleotides. Its product is annotated as protein OPI10 homolog. NCBI's taxonomy places the organism in Eukaryota, Viridiplantae, Streptophyta, Magnoliopsida, Fabales, Fabaceae. Gene Ontology annotation, molecular function: nuclear import signal receptor activity. The record is from RefSeq and is a predicted model, not a curated record. Gene Ontology annotation, biological process: protein import into nucleus. Gene Ontology annotation, cellular component: nucleus; cytosol. The coding region runs from base 173 to 757 and encodes 194 amino acids. The transcript has 3 exons.
GUCCCUCUUCAAGUCCAGAAUGUUCUAGACCACCCAUGACGGGCCUCAACUCAACUCCAAACCCCAUCUUUAACCCCGUCGCAACACCAUCUCUUCCACCUAGCUGCUACUUCUCAAUCUUGAAUAGAACAAAAUCUAAAAGCUAAAAUCAUACCACGAAGAAAAUUAAAAGAUGUUCGGAGUAGUUUUCCCAAACCGCAGCUUCCCCAUAGACAUCUCCACCUUCGCCCAAAUCGAUACCUUCCAUUGGGUUCUCGACAUGAACACUUUCGUCGGUGAGGCGUACGAUCAAAUUCGCGAGGUUUGCAUCUUCCUUCUCAACGGCUUUACCCUUCCCCCGGACAAGGCGCUCGCCGUCUACGUCCAGUCGCCGGGAUCACCGUUCGUCUUCUGCGGCGCUGUCACGCUAGCUCGCCCCUCCGCCGUGAUCUCGUUGCCGUGGCCGGAUCCCGGGAGCGGCGGCCAACUGCAAUUGACGGCGGCGGACGCGCAGCCUCUGUCGGCGAAGAUCGGUGUUUCGGUGGAGGACGCGGCGGCGCUGCCGUCGCUGGACGUCGCCGGCGAGCAGCGGAUCGAGCGCGUGGCGUUGAAGGUAGGGGAGAAUCUAUUCAACUUCAUGCAGAGUUUUUGCGGUGUUGAUGGUUCGAAGCUUGUGGUGCCGAUGGAUAUUUUGGAUCGGUGGUUCAAGAAGUUUCAGGAGAGGGCCAAGCGUGACCCUGAGUACUUGAAGGGUUUCGCUUUAGGCAUAGACUGUUAAUUGCCGGAAGUUAUACAAGAAAAGCUAUGUCUGCGGCUAAAGAAAGGACACUUUGCUAUUAAUGUAGAGUUGAUGACAGGGGACUGUGGUCUAAGUCGAUGGGGGGUGGGUUUAGGAUCUGAAGUAUGACACAUUUUAUUGUUGAUGCUUGAUGCUGACAAAUCAUGUUCUAGCUUUUAGCUUGGGUUAAAGAAAAAGCAAUGUUGUUGGUUGUACUAGAUUCUGAAUUCCAUUUGAGUGGUAACAUUUAGUCUUCACUCUUCUCUUUAACUAAUUAUGGGAUUCCUCAUCAUGUUGGACGCUAGUCAAUGGCCAUUAUUUUUCCCGAAAUUAUCUUGAUUUGAUUUCUGAUAGUGAGUAGAUAAUAGGGUUUAAGAAUGGGCUGUAACAAGAAGCGAAUGUUGGGAUAGUUGCUUUUUUAGGAGGCAGACAGAAGAUGAAGUAAAAAGUAGAUUCUUUCAAUGUUUGGAAUCUUAAAAAUGUUACUAAGUUUUGCCCCAUUUAGAAGUUACAAGGAUGUUUAGAAUAUCUAUCUAGAGGGGAAACUAUAUUUUGUAUGUUAUUGAACCUUUGGCAAAUGGUUAGUUUCUGUAUUAGGCAUGCUUUUAAUACUUUUGCUGUCUCCUAUAUGAAUGGAAUCAUAAUAUGCAAUCUUUUAAGAUGAUCUCAUUAAUGGAUCUCUUCUGCACAUAUUUUAUGGGAUUAUGGAUAUUACUAAUAGAAUGUGUCAUGAUGCUUGGUAGUUAUAUAGAGCUCUAAUUGUAAUACUUGAAUUUGAUUGCAACAAAACAGAAGGACCUGUUUAAUGUAUAUACAGGCAGGUCAUGUCAGAACAUAAGAAUUAGUUAGUUAUGAUAGAAGUAGUAGUCAUUAGUUGGUUAGACGUGUUGGUCUCUGUCAGCUGUGUAUAAGAUUGGAAUCGUAUAGAGAAGCAUCAGAUGAAGAAUUUCAUUUGUUUAUUUACUCUCUUAAUAGUUUCUUUUCUCCUACUUAUGAUGAAUCCAUUAUGAGUGGCACCUAGUUCAAUUUGCCUUCAUAGUGCAAGACCCUAUCAUGCCUGCACUUGUUGUUAAGAGGUUUUCUUGAAUAUGUAUUUCGGCACCCUUUGCUGUGUUCCUAAUUAAAGUAAUCAUAGAUAAGUGACUGUCCUAUGAGGCUUCCAUUGUCAAUGUUCCCCAUCCAAGGAGUAAUUUCUACUUGAUGACAAGUUUCCUUAAUGUAACAUUUAGAAAUGACAAAUUGAAUAGUAGUAAGUGCCAUUUUUGAGGGAAAUGUGCCAUUGUGUGUGAUAAUAAAGGUUUUAUUGUUCUAUUUUUACCAUAGAUAUGUAUAUUAGGUAGCAUGAAGAACAGUUUUCUUGAUGCUAAUUUUAUCGUAUUACUAUCCUGUUCAUGUUGAAAUAAAAUUUUGACCAUUACUUUUUUCAAAAAUUGAAUCUCUAGUAAGGUGCAACAUACAUGAAUAACAUUAUAUUAACGUAGUAAUAAAUUCAAAUUUUAUCAUAUGUGAACAAGUUACAAAUGGAUUUGAUUCCUUUCUCUUUCUCUCAAACUGAAGGCCGAAAUGGUUGCUCUCCUUUUUGGUAUAAUAGUAGGCCUUCUAUUAUAGUGAUGGUGUAGGCUAGCAGGCCACGAGCUAGCCCAUUUAUGUCUUUCUGUUUUCCCUCCUAUUCUACCUUCCUAGUUCUGGGUCUCAAUUUUUAAUUUACUUGGGCCAACUGAAUGUGAGUUGUUGCAUUAAUUUAUUAUUAGGCACCCAUUUAUGCCUUUCUUUUUGUUAUUAUUAAUUUAUUAUUAGGCACCCAUAUGGACUUUAAUUUUUAUUCCCCU